UGUAUGUCUUUGCCUAGUAGUAAGGGUGAACAUUUUUCCAUGUAUUUGACUACUAAAUGCAUUUUUCCCCUUUGGGGAUUUAGCUGCUGAUGUGACACAAACCUUGCUACCCGAGGUUGGUCUUUUAGGAGAUGGCUCUGGGGGUUGAAUCGGGAUUGAGCUGGCCAGGGUCACAUGGAGGCUACAGAAAACAGGAAGGACAGAGACAAAGAGGCCAAGGGAAGCCAACCUGGGGACUACCACGGGCCAAGAAGAGACUUCUGUGGCAACUCCUCCUGUGUGCAUUCGGCGUCUCAGGCCUGUUCCUACACAGGCUCCAUAUUGUCAGGUACUUAGAAGGCUUAGUCCCCAUGGGCAUCUGCCCCACAGAUACAAGGCCUCUGCUGAGGGACAACUUCACAGGUGGCCUGCGGCACUGGGCCCGACCUGAAGUCCUGACCUGUACCUCUUGGAGAGCGCCGAUUAUUUGGGAUGGCAUCUUUGACCCACACGAAGCCCAGCAAGAGGCGAGACGGCAGAACCUCACCAUUGGGCUGACAGUCUUUGCUGUAGGCAGGUACCUGGAGAAGUACCUGGAACACUUCCUGGAAUCUGCCGAGCAGCACUUUAUGGUGGGUCAGAGCGUGGUGUACUACGUGUUCACUGAUCGCCCGGAAGCCGUGCCCUACAUAGCCCUGGGCCAGGGUCGCCUGCUGCGGGUGGAACCCGUGCUGCGAGAGAGCCGCUGGCAGGACGUGUCCAUGGCGCGCAUGCACACGCUACACGAGGCCCUGGGAGGGCCGCUGGGGCAGGAAGCUGACUAUGUGUUUUGCCUGGACGUAGACCAGCACUUCACUGGUAACUUCGGGCCCGAGGCGCUGUCUGAUUUGGUGGCGCAGCUGCACGCCUGGCACUACCGCUGGCCGCGGUGGCUGCUGCCCUACGAGCGGGACAAGCGAUCGGCGGCCGCGCUGGGCUUGGGAGAGGGCGACUUCUACUACCACGCGGCGGUGUUCGGGGGCAGUGUGGCGGCGCUGCGCAAGCUGACGGCCCACUGUGCGCUUGGCCAGCAGCGGGACCGUGAGCGUGGCAUCGAGGCGCUCUGGCACGACGAGAGCCACCUCAACAAGUUCUUCUGGCUGUACAAGCCCACCAAGCUGCUGUCGCCUGAGUUCUGCUGGGACCAGCAAAUUGGCUGGAAGCCAGAGAUCCACUACCCUCGCCUGCUCUGGGAGCCCAAGGAGUAUGCAUUAGUGCGAAACUAGCAGGCUCCCCUGGGCGGGCCGGGCGGCCAGGAGCAUCUUGGGCACUGCGGGUGUGGAGUGGGGAUCACAUGAUGUUUCAAGACCAUGGAGCCAGCUGGAGGCCGGUUACAGUGCCCCUGGAAGGGGACUGUGGAGCUCAGAGGUCUUCAAAAGAGGUUCCUGUUCCUGGGACCUGUAGACUCUAUUAACCAAUCAGCUGGCUGGAGAAUCCCUUUGCUCUAACCAGAUGCAAAUUAUGGAAAGGCGAGAGGAAGCUCUACUUAGGCAGGUGUUGGUCAAGCAUGUCAGCUUGCCCUCAGCAAGCAGGUGGGGGUCGCAAGGUACGCUUUCUGGUGUUAAAACUUUGCCUAUCUUAGUCCUUGGUUGCAGCUUCUACGUGGUCUUAGGUUUCAGGGUUCCCCAGACCUUGACAGUGCUUACAGCCUCUGAGCCUUCAGUAUCUGAGGCUUGACAGCUGUCUGGAAGCAUUCCUGUGACCAGGGCCUUCCGUUUCUCUUCCCUUGGUCCUCAGCUCCUCCUCCUCUCUGCCUCCGCGAUUCGUCUUGUUCAUGCUCUGUGGCCCCUCUUGUUCAACUGCCUCUUCCUCCUCCAUCAACCCGCUGCUGGCUUCCCACUUGUGCAGCUUGCCUGGCUGACCCAGGGAACACUUCGCCUUGGGCUCCCAAGCAGCUGGCUUCUUGUCGCUGGUGUGGCGUGGCCUGAUGACCACGGCUAGCUGUAACCGCCCCUUUCAUCUCCACUGUUCUGCGGGUCGCUAUGCUAACUCGUCCUUCAUGCUACUAGAUCAGCCCUCACCCUUAAACAUUGGCAAGACCAUUCAAGAGAAGCCCUUUAUGGGCCUAACAGUGCAAUGUCAGGGAAGCAGCGUGGGAGUAUCGUCUUCCCCACCCCACCUCCGCCCCCACCGGCUCACUAAGAGCAGCUGGACAUCUAGUUCUAUAUAGGAUAAAUAACAGGAUAAAAGGGUAGAUUAUUGAAUUUAUUCUGAGAAGAAAAAAGGGA
This is a messenger RNA of Peromyscus leucopus (white-footed mouse), 2246 nucleotides long. RefSeq names its product alpha 1,3-galactosyltransferase 2 (gene A3galt2). The record is from RefSeq and is a predicted model, not a curated record. Bases 132 to 1244 code for a protein of 370 amino acids. Gene Ontology annotation, cellular component: membrane; vesicle; Golgi apparatus. Gene Ontology annotation, molecular function: hexosyltransferase activity. Lineage: Eukaryota; Metazoa; Chordata; Mammalia; Rodentia; Cricetidae. Gene Ontology annotation, biological process: carbohydrate metabolic process. The transcript is spliced from 5 exons.